This is a messenger RNA of Kwoniella botswanensis, 462 nucleotides long. RefSeq lists its product as uncharacterized. The transcript has 5 exons. The record is from RefSeq and is a predicted model, not a curated record. Bases 1 to 462 code for a protein of 153 amino acids. Lineage: Eukaryota; Fungi; Basidiomycota; Tremellomycetes; Tremellales; Cryptococcaceae.
AUGUCGCUUUCAGGAUCAACAGCUGAAGAUAAGAGUAAAGUUAACGAUAUAGGGUUGAUGAACAAUGACGUCCAAGGACCUGGAGCUACUACAGAAAAUCCAGGUGGAGUAUUCCCAGAAGUAGGUAGUCAGCCUGCCCCACCUGGAUCCAUGCCAGGUUCAGGUGCUCCAGAUCAUCAUGGUGAUAUCCGAGGUGUGUUCGGUAAUCCUCAAGUAUUUAACGAUACCUUUGGACAUCUCUCCUCAGCGUUUACCGAUGCGAUCAAUAAGAUCAAAGAUGAGUCUGGCUCAGGAAUCGGAUCGGUAGGCAAAAUUCUGAUCACCAAAUUGGAAAGUAUGAGGGAUGAAGUAGAUGGAUGGAGGAUGGGUAAAGGUUUACCUGAAGUUGAACAGGCCGGCGGGGAAAGGAAUGAAUCAGUUGAAAGAGCUGUAGGAGAUGGUGGUGGAUUAUAUGCUGAUUAG